Messenger RNA from Jatropha curcas, 2451 nucleotides. It is a transcript of the gene EX2, whose product is annotated as UvrB/UvrC domain protein (DUF3506). Lineage: Eukaryota; Viridiplantae; Streptophyta; Magnoliopsida; Malpighiales; Euphorbiaceae. Gene Ontology annotation, cellular component: thylakoid membrane. Gene Ontology annotation, biological process: response to singlet oxygen; singlet oxygen-mediated programmed cell death. The record is from RefSeq and is a predicted model, not a curated record.
AAAAUUGGGAUAUCGCAUCGUUAUAUUUGUCUCUGGAUAUACUUAUUCGAGCUCUGCAAUAUUAUCUCUAGUCUAUAAUAUUUUAUCAAACAGAAGAAACACUGUUUUUGCUCUAUAUCGAAACCCUCGAUAGUCGUAGAUUGAGAGAGAAAGGGCGAGGGGAAUGACAGCGCCAAAUGUAUGGGGGAUGGGGCACGCGAUUGCAACGGUGCCCCAAUCGAGGCCGUUUUGUUGCUUAGAUUUCUCUGCUAAGAAAUCUACCAAUUUGAGCUUUGUUUUUGGCUGGGGCUACGCUGCUCUUCACGAUAGCUACACUUCCAAGAAUAAGAGAUCUUUUUUCUCUCCAAAUAAGAACCGCAAGAACUCAAACUUCUAUUGCUGCCGUUGCAAUAGCAGUAAUAACAACAACGCUGACAUUAGUGGUAGUGGUGCUGCUGGUGUCAGCUCUUCGUUGGAGUGGGACUGGAAUAGAUGGACCCGUCAUUUUUCUGAGAUUGAACAAGCCCAGAGUUUUGCCUCUGUACUCAAGUUCCAACUUGAAGAUGCAAUUGAAAAGGAAGACUUCCAAGAAGCUGCAAAGUUGAAAAUGGCUAUUGCAGAAGCUACUUCAAAGGAUAGUAUUGCUGAAAUAAUGUCCGAGUUGCAGAAUGCAAUAGGUGAAGAGCGAUACCGUGAUGCUUCAAGAUUGUGUAAACACACUGGCAGUGGAUUGGUAGGUUGGUGGGUGGGCUACUCAACAGAUUCUGAUGAUCCCUUUGGAAGACUAGUACGAAUAACACCUGGAGUGGGCAGAUUUGUUGGCAAGAGUUUCAGUCCGAGGCAGUUGGUCACUGCGUCUCCUGGAACUCCAUUGUUUGAAAUUUUUGUGGUCAAAGAAGCAGAAGAAAGAUAUGUUAUGCAGGUUGUAUAUCUGCAACGAGCUAAAGGAGUUUCAACAAACUCUGCAAGUUCACCUUCUAAAUCUGGUAAAAACCCAUCCAAUUCUGAAGUUGAGAAAGCUUCUGCCAUAGAUGUUCAGCGAAAUGAGGUCAAGGCAGAGAGAACUGACGAGAAGGGUAUAAAUAUCGAGGAAACAACUGAGGAAGGGAUAAAAAGUGUGAUAAAUUUUCUUAAAGAUAAGAUUCCGGGUUUGAAAGUAAAAGUUAUGAACAUCGAUGCCACUGAGGAAGUAAUUGAGGAUAAGGAUUCUGUGAAGCAGGUGAUGCAAGAAGAUGACAAGAAAGCAUCUAGCAAGAAUUCUGAUGAUGAAGCUGAUAAUUUGGAGGAGAUUCAGCCUGAUGGAGUUUCCAUGGAAAGUGGUAAUGAUCCCUCAGAAGAUGGAAAAGAAUUGGACAUGGAGCUUUUUAUCGGUGGAGUUGUACACAAUGAUGAGGACCCUCCUAGAAAGGAUGAGUAUGUGCGUCUUCCAGCUGAAAUUAAUGACAUGGAGAGAGAUUCUUUUGUACUACACAUUCCAGAGAAAAGUCUAGAUUAUAGCAAAGAAAGUAAAGCAUCCCGGGUAAAAGUGGCAGCGAUAGCAGCUAAAGGUGUUUCUGAGUUAAUGCCUACAGAUGUUGCAAAGGCAUUUUGGAGUGCUGAUAAAGUUUCUUCAAAGGUUUCUAGAGGUAUGCGUGAAAUUGUCAAACUUGCUGUUAGCCAAGCCCAGAAGCAAAGCCGUUUAUCUAAGUACACAAAUUUCAAUAGAAUUACUACUUCCAAUAACAAUUUUGAUCCAUUCGAGGGUCUAUAUAUCGGUGCCUUUGGUCCUUUUGGGACUGAGAUAGUACAAUUGAGGCGUAAAUUUGGUCAUUGGAAUGGUUCAGAUGACAAGUCUUCGGAUGUGGAAUUCUUUGAGUAUGUUGAGGCAGUGAAACUAACUGGGGAUCUGAAUGUUCCAGCUGGCCAGGUGACUUUUCGUGCCAAAAUUGGGAAAGCGAGUCGAAAUCCUAACCGUGGAAUGUAUCCAGAUGAAUUAGGAGUGGUUGCAAGUUACAAAGGUCAAGGAAGAAUAGCAGAAGUUGGGUUUCAAAAUCCACAGUGGGUUGAUGGUGAACUCCUUCAACUCAAUGGGAAGGGCAUGGGACCAUAUGUUAAAGGCGCAGAUCUUGGUUUCCUUUACGUCAUCCCUGAACAAAGUUUCCUGGUGCUAUUUAACCGAUUGAAAUUACCAGAAUAGGCUGCUUCUUUGUCCUCAUUCUGAUUUAGCAUGAGAUAAAGCAUGUGAUAAGAUAGUAAGGUGAGUACUUUGUGUAUAUUGUAUUUGAGAAAUGAAGGCAAAUUCAUACAACUUUAUAGGCCUUUGCACUUUACUAUGUUUUUUUUUUUUUUUGAGGGGCAUUUUUCCUUGUAUGCCUUUCAUAUUUAAAUUCUUUUUUCUCAUGUUGUAAACCUUCUUUAUUAACAAAAAAUAGGGCGACCGCUAUUUGUAGUGCAAUUUGAGGGGGUAUUUUAACUAGCAGUUUUUGGAGGUUA